Messenger RNA from Rosa chinensis, 655 nucleotides. RefSeq lists its product as uncharacterized. Lineage: Eukaryota; Viridiplantae; Streptophyta; Magnoliopsida; Rosales; Rosaceae. Bases 31 to 393 code for a protein of 120 amino acids. The transcript is spliced from 2 exons. The record is from RefSeq and is a predicted model, not a curated record.
GCAGUCCAUAGCCAACUUAAAUACCACACAAUGCCAAACACUUCUGAUUCUUCUUCUGAUAAACUGCGGAUGUUGCUGGCUAUCUUAUGUGUCUUCUUCAUCCUCGGUUUCUUCCUGUUCCUCACCUACAAAGAUCGUGGGAGUGGUGCUGCUAACUUCAAGUACUGCAGAGAUGGCCUGAAGUACUCGUGCAGUGACGAUUAUGGUUGUAAAUUUGAGCAUGAGGGAAGAGUUACUGCUAAACCAAAAGGUGAUAUUGUGAUGAAGAAGGCUGUUGAUUGCUUAUAUCACUGUAACCGGGCGUGCUGCGAGGAGAAAGGAGAUCCCAGCUGCUUUGGUUCGUGCUGCAAUUGCCUAAAUGGCGUGUUUGAUGAAUUGGCGCCAGGGGUCUAGCCACCACCUACUUAGAUCCUUAUCUGUACUCUCAACUAGGAUAUAAUACCUCUCUGAUUCCUUCUUCCAAGACACUACUUGUUCAAUUCUUAAUUUCACGAAUCUAAUCCCAGAGUCGUCGGGUCAGAGUUUAGUACGUUUUAUUAGGGUUAAUCUUUAUGUCUGUUAUCUCAGGUUAAUUAGGAGCUCAUGUUUUUCUUGACUUGUUAAUUUAACUCAUUAUUUGUCCAAUAUCAUUAUAUUUUGGUUUUAGAAGCGCACG